ACACAUCUUCUUCUUAGGGAAGAGUCUCCAAGCUCUUACAUGUGCUUGAGACACUCGAUCGGCCGGAAGGGGAGGUUCCUGAUCUAUACGCAGGGAAGAGAGAUCAGUUCAAGUCUUCAAGCAAAUCGAAAUUUGGUGGUGAUGGAAGGAACGGAGAGAGAAGGCCCUAUUUUCAGGGAUAUAAGGCGCUAUUACUGCCAGUAUUGUGGCAUUUGUAGAUCCAAGAAGUCGCUCAUCACCUCGCAUGUUCUUGCCCACCAUAAGGAUGAGAUUGAGAAGAGCGACGAUGGAAAUGAACGAAUGGAGGAGCAGAAGUCAAAUACUUGUGAAGAAUGUGGUGCAAGCUUUAAGAAACCGGCAUAUUUGAAGCAACAUAUGCAAAGUCAUUCGCUUGAGAGGCCGUUUACUUGCCCAGUUGGUGACUGCCAGUUAAGCUACAGGAGAAAAGAUCACUUGACCCGUCACCUGUUCCAGCACCAAGGGAAGCUUUUUAAUUGUCCCGUAGAGAACUGCACUCGUAGAUUUGCAUUUCAGGGUAAUAUGAAGCGCCAUGUGAACGAGAUUCAUGAAGAACAAGUGUCUUCCUCUUGCAACUCUGGGGGUCAAAAGCAGCAUGUUUGCAAGGAGUGUGGAAAGGUGUUUGAAUUUGCAUCAAAGUUGAGGAAGCAUGAGGAUUCUCAUGUCAAACUAGAUACUGUGGAAGUGGUUUGUGGGGAGCCAGGCUGUAUGAAACACUUCACCAAUGAUGAAUGCCUUAAAGCCCAUAUCCAGUCAUGCCACCAACAUGUUACCUGUGAGGUUUGUGGACAAAAGCAUCUGAAGAAAAAUAUCAAGCGGCAUAUGCGGAUGCAUGAAGCUGGAGUUUCAUCUAGUGAUAUCAAAUGCAGUUUCAGCAGUUGUCAACGCACAUUCACAACUAAAUCAAAUCUUAAACAACACAUAAAGGCAUCACACCUUGAGGUCAGACCAUUUCCCUGCCGAAUUCAUGGAUGCGACAUGGAGUUCCCAUAUAAACAUGUUAGGGAUAAUCAUGAGAAAUCUGGAAUUCAUACUUAUGUUCAUGGGGAUUUUGUGGAGUCUGAUGAACUAUUCCGAUCACGGCCAAGAGGUGGGCGUAAAAGGGCAUGCCCUAGUGUGGAGACUUUGCUACGGAAGAGGGUAACCCCACCUAGUGAGUUUGAUUCUGCUUCGAUCCAGGGAGCAGAAUAUAUUGCAUGGUUACUUUCUGGUGGAGAUGAACAACAGUGAGAUAUACACAUUUUUUGGUGGUGUGGUAUUAGUAAUAGCUGUAGCAAAGAUCAUAAGAGAAACAACUGUUUUCCCUUUUUAUUCAGAAUAUCUAUACAUUGGAUGUAUAUAGGUCUAAAUGCAUUGUAAAUUGUAAUCAACAUAAUUGAACUCCUUGCAGUAUGGUCUUCUGCCAUUUCUAA
Molecule: messenger RNA, 1430 nt
Organism: Macadamia integrifolia
Lineage: Eukaryota; Viridiplantae; Streptophyta; Magnoliopsida; Proteales; Proteaceae
Product: transcription factor IIIA-like
Exons: 6
Coding region: 40-1248 (402 amino acids)
Biological process (GO): regulation of transcription by RNA polymerase II
Cellular component (GO): nucleus
Source: RefSeq, a predicted model, not a curated record